Seminavis robusta is the source of this 1872-nucleotide messenger RNA. Lineage: Eukaryota; Bacillariophyta; Bacillariophyceae; Naviculales; Naviculaceae. The record is from the annotation of a GenBank genome assembly.
AUGCACUACAUUCCCCCACAAGACGAUGUGGACGAGCGAGAAGAUCAUGGCUCCAAGGGCAGCAAACGAUCGCGAGGCAGCAGGGGAUCUCGAGACAGUAGCAAAAAGAGCAAGAGUCGAUCAGCAGCACUGCCCGUUCCGCCUCCACCACCCCGCAAUAAGAGCACACAGCAAAAGGCGGCCAAAAAGUUACGCAAUUUAAUCACUCGUACAUUUGCGGCACGGCAUCCCAACGAACAGGAUUCACUCUUGACGGAGAUUCAUUGCGAACAACAGUCGCUGCAAGACAGUGUCUUGUCCACACCCAAAUCCAGCACCAUUGGUGGAAUUAACGUCCCCAACAUCGAUACUACUCAGACUGCUAGUGUUGUUAGUCAUGCCGAUGAGAAGUGGGACAAGGUGCGAAACGCCGUCGAUGCGGGUGAAGUGCUAUUGCUGGCUCAAACGCAUGGCAAAACGACAGCACUUGACCACAAUGCCAACAAUUUGCUUCCGCAUUCCUACGAUAAUAACAACACGUGGGAGGAACCAUCACAACGCUUCUACGAUACCAUGACACCCACUGAGAGACAAGAACGACGAGAGCAAGUGCAAAAAGAAAUUCAGGCACAAAUGUCCUUUUCACUGUGGCACUGUGUAUUGGCCAUUGUUCUCUAUGUGGUUAUGAGUGUGGUCUUCUUUUCCUUGAUACUCGAAAAGGAAUGGACCCUCUUGGAAGCUGCCUAUUUUGCCGUCGUCACUUUUACCACCAUUGGAUAUGGAGAUUUUGUCCCGGAUACGCUCCGCGCAAGAAUAUUCACCUGCUUUUGGGCGCUCAGUGGUGUGGCCAGUCUCGGUAUUGCCUUGGGAGUCUUGGGCCAUAAUCUGCUGCUGGGACAGGAAGAAAAGACCAAAACAGCUCGAGUCAAACGGCAAUCCCAAGUCAUGGCGGAAUUCCGGUGGGACCAUGAUGAUGAUGAUGAUGCCAACAACAGUAUAACUUCACCGCAAUCGGCACACACUUUUAGUACGAUCGAAGAAGGAAAACGACGGGAAAUGUUUGAUGACAUUUUGAAUGAUGAUUAUGACGAUGAGAGCGAUCAAGGCGAAUCUUGUUGUUGGCAGCAGUGCACUUCCUGGCUGUGUUCGGCCAGGCUUCUACGCAACAUUGCCUUGUGUGCCUUCUUUUCGGGAAUACUCUAUUGGAUGGCCCUCUACGAAGGUUGGGGGGCCUUUACAGCAAUCUACUACGGCAUCAUCACCGCGAGUACCGUCGGGUACGGAGAUUUUUGUCCGGAGACCGAUGAAGGGCGGAUCUUGGCUCUUAUUUUUAUCCCUGGAGCUGUUGGAAUCAUGGGAUUGCUAUUGGACUUUGUGGCGAAUUCCAUUAUUGAUUGGAAACGGAAGCAAUGUAAGGCUAUUUUGGAAGAGCAACCAUUCACAUUGGAGGACCUGCAAAUUUUGGAUGGAAAUGGUGACGGAGAGGUUCAUCUAGCCGAGUACCUCGAAUUCGUCUUGGUGGCUAUCAAUGCUGUGGACCAGGAAUUGAUGGAAGAAGUAAAGCAGGCGUUCUAUAGAUUGGAUGUCAAAGGAGAUGGUACAAUCAACCGAGGAGAUUUGGCAAUCAUGGCCAAACAACGAUUGCGCGGCAGAAAUCUGCGAGAGAAAAAGCAAAUGGCGGAGUACAAGGCAUCACUGUUGCAAAAGGCACAUCAACCAUCACCCAACGUGAGCCCAGUGACUAGUACCGAGGCAAGCAUCAUGAGACCACUGCCACUGGAACGAAAGACUACAAAGCAGACCAGCAACAAAACGUCGUCGUCAACAAACUCUUCUCCAAUGUCACCUCCAUAUUUUCCCAGUCCCUAUCAAAACAAUCGAGGAGGCUACUGA